Molecule: messenger RNA, 2055 nt
Organism: Lathyrus oleraceus (garden pea)
Lineage: Eukaryota; Viridiplantae; Streptophyta; Magnoliopsida; Fabales; Fabaceae
Product: beta-amylase 3, chloroplastic
Exons: 4
Coding region: 124-1761 (545 amino acids)
Biological process (GO): polysaccharide catabolic process
Molecular function (GO): beta-amylase activity
Source: RefSeq, a predicted model, not a curated record
UUGUCCCUUCAAAUUUCUUGCACUUUUUCUACUUUUCAAUCCCGAAUCUCAGUUUCAUUUCUUAUAAAUAAACACACACCAUUUCACCUUUUCCAACAUAUCCUUUAUCCAUUUUCAAAAACAAUGACUUUAACACUUCGUUCUUCAAUUUCUUUCAUCAUUCAGAAAGAAACCAGAUUCCUUAAAUCAUACGAGGAUGUCUCUGCAACACUCACCUUUGCUAAAAUUAAACCAUCUUUUGAUCUUAAAGCCAAGAGUUCAUUGCAAGUAGCACACACCUUCAAAUCGGAAGUAAACAUAAAUGAGAAAUAUGAGAAGGUGCAUGCUCCAUCAAUUGUUCAUAGUAACCAUGAUGAUUCAAAGAGAGUGCCGGUGUUUGUGAUGCUUCCACUUGACACGGUAACAAUGGGAGGAAACUUGAACAAACCAAGAGCAAUGAAUGCUAGUUUGAUGGCUUUGAAGAGUGCUGGAGUCGAAGGGGUUAUGGUGGAUGUUUGGUGGGGUUUGGUUGAAAAAGAUGGACCUUUGAAGUAUAACUGGGAAGCUUAUGCUGAGCUUGUGCAAAUGGUGCAAAUGCAUGGUUUGAAGAUUCAGGUUGUUAUGUCUUUUCAUCAGUGUGGAGGAAAUGUUGGAGAUUCCUGCAGUGUUCCUUUACCUCCAUGGGUGAUGGAAGAGAUCAGCAAGAACCCUGAUAUAGUUUACACGGACCGAUCCGGGAGGAGAAAUCCCGAGUAUAUAUCAUUGGGCUGUGAUUCAGUGCCUGUACUAAGAGGAAGAACUCCCCUCCAAGUUUAUGCCGACUACAUGAGGAGCUUUCGUGACAGAUUCGGCGAUUACUUAGGCAGUGUCAUCUCGGAAAUACAAGUAGGGAUGGGUCCAUGUGGGGAGCUGAGAUAUCCAUCAUAUCCAGAAAGCAAUGGAACUUGGAAGUUUCCUGGAAUUGGAGAAUUCCAAUGUUAUGACAAGUAUAUGAAAGCAUCCUUGGCAGCAGUAGCCGAGGCUAUCGGAAAGAAAGAAUGGGGAAAAGGCGGUCCCCAUGACUCCGGACAGUACAAACAGUUUCCUGAGGAUACUGGUUUUUUCAGAAAAGAUGGAACAUGGAACUCUGAAUAUGGACAGUUCUUUCUGGGAUGGUACUCCGGUAAACUGUUGGAACACGGCGAGAACAUCCUUGUAUCAGCCAAAGAAAUAUUCCAAACUUCUGGUGUGAAACUAUCUGGGAAAAUAGCUGGGAUCCAUUGGCAUUACAGAUCAAGGUCGCACGCAGCUGAACUAACUGCUGGAUACUAUAAUACGCGGCAUAACGAUGGAUAUCUUCCGAUUGCGAAAAUGUUUGCAAACCAUGAUGUUGUCCUCAAUUUCACCUGCAUGGAAAUGAAAGACAGGGAACAGCCUGAUCAUGCUAACUGCUCACCAGAAGGGUUAGUUCACCAAGUAAAGACGGCGGCAAGAAAGGCUAGAAUAGAACUUGCAGGGGAAAAUGCAUUAGAGAGAUAUGAUGCAGGUGGAUACGCUCAAGUUUUGUCGACAAGUAUGUCCGACUCCGGCAGCGGAUUGGCUGCAUUUACAUACUUGAGAAUGAGUAAAAAGUUGUUUGAAGGUGAUAACUGGCGGCACCUAGUAGAUUUUGUAAGAAACAUGUCGGAAGGCGGUAGGAGACAGAGACUUCCAGAUUCCGAUUCACGCGGAAGUGAUAUUUAUGUUGGGCACAUCAAGAAAACUAAAGAGCACAAACAAGAGGCUGAGGCUGUUGUUGUGUGAACACAUGUAUUAGCAUGUAUGUUCAGGCGUCUUGGUGUAUGUUCAGAACCAUCAUAAGAUGUUUUUUAUACGAAAAAGGAAGACAAUAUAGAAAAAGAGGGACAAUGAGAUAGUUAUGAUUUGUAUACAUAGAACAGUGGACUAGGCCAUGCCAAAACCUAAGAUCAUGAAGAUAUUAUUUUAUUUCAUGGUGCAUAUAUAACUCUAUUUAUUAAGGAGAAAAACUUUAUCUGCAAUGUGAUGUUUCCCUCACUCUGUAAGAUCGGUUUAAAGAAACACAUGUCAAAUUGUUCA